Molecule: messenger RNA, 2680 nt
Organism: Neodiprion fabricii
Lineage: Eukaryota; Metazoa; Arthropoda; Insecta; Hymenoptera; Diprionidae
Product: potassium channel subfamily K member 13-like
Exons: 4
Coding region: 190-1467 (425 amino acids)
Biological process (GO): potassium ion transmembrane transport; stabilization of membrane potential
Cellular component (GO): membrane
Molecular function (GO): potassium ion leak channel activity
Source: RefSeq, a predicted model, not a curated record
GAGAGAGCUCUUCGCCCCGCAUACCACCUAGAAGAUAGGUGCUUGGUGAACGUCUUUACAUCGCUGACGAGAUCUGGAGUUUGCGCGUUUCCGGUUCAACGGUGGCCGUCGUUGUGCACGUGGAGGAAAAAAACGCGGAGAGGGGAUGCGAUUCGUCCGCUCAGGGCAGAGCGAUGAGAGUCAUCGGGGAUGUGCAUGUGCGGAGGCCUCGCGGAGGACAACGCAAGGUUCGUCCUGCUAGCCGGCGUCCUGGCCGCCUACAUGCUCGCCGGUGCCGCUCUUUUUCAACGGCUGGAAGCUGACCUCGAAGUUCGACAGGCUGCUGAAUUUUGGCGCGUCUAUCACAACUUUCGAAAACAACACCUUCAGCCAGGGUCUGAAGCCGUUCACCGGUUACACGAACUUCUAUCCGCCUACGGAAACGCUUCGUCAGCCGGCAUUAUCAACAAACGGCGACGCUGGGACUUUCCGGGAAGUUUUCACUUCGUUGGAACCAUCGUCUCGACGAUCGGAUACGGCAGCACCGCCCCUCAGACGACCGCUGGACGCGUCGCCGUUGUUCUCUACGGAUUCUUGGGCUGUUCCGGUGGUAUCCUGUUCUUCAACCUCUUCCUGGAGAGGAUAAUCACCUUCCUGGCCUGGGUGCUGCGCAGCAUCCACUUGCGACGGCUGAAGAAACGUCUGCGAAAAACUACGCUCGCCUCGAGACGAAUUUCGCGAGGCUCGACCCGGGCGAGAGCUUCGCUUCCCGACAUCCUGGACGACGACGACGACGACGUGGGUCUGGAGCACUGGAAGCCGAGCGUCUACUGGGUGAUGCUGUACUUGUCGCUGGCCUCGUGCGGGAUUGCUUGUUGCGCAGCGGCGGUGUACGCGCCUCUGGAAGGCUGGAGUUACUUCGAGGCUUUGUACUUCUGCUUCGUGAGCUUCGCGACCAUCGGCUUCGGCGAUUUCGUGACGACCCAGCAGCCGAACUAUCCAUUGGUGCACUGGUACCGGCUGGCGAACUUCUUCUUCCUGGUGACAGGGUGCUGCUGCAUUUACUCGCUGCUCAACGUCACCUCGAUCGUGAUAAAACAGGGGCUUAACUGGGUGAUAGAGAGGCUGCGAUGCGACGGGGGCGGAAUGGCCGCACCCCGUCUUCCCAGGAGGCGAUCUUCCGUCUCUGCCGUCUACUGCGCCCGACGAAGGCCGACGAAAAUCGGCGCCAGGGACUCGAUGCACAGCUCGGUCGGGGAACCUGACUCUUCGGAGACCCCCAGACGGUUGUCCGGCGAGCUGAUUUCCAUGAAGGAUUUUUUCUCAGCGAACAAAGUGUCCCUCGCCGUGAUGCAGAAAACGCUUUACGAAACCGCCCAGAUGCAGAGGGGCGGUGGAACUCCCUCGAAUUCGACGACCCCUCAUCACCAGCCGGCCUUCAAACCCGGCGCCGUCGGCCCUCUCGCUAUUGCGAGCGAAAAGUUUUGAGCUGACUUCCCGGGGACUUGAUGCACAGACUCUAAAAAGUGACCGGCCUUAAAGAGCCUUAUAGCCAAGACUGAUCCAAAGGGAUACAUGCGAGAUUAGGGUGGUCCUUAUUCAGGAUGUCGACCAGUUUUUUCCUUACCGCCUCCCAAACCGACUUUAAAUGAUUUAAAAACAACUCUCUAAAUUUUUCAUAUUUAUAUCUCUACUCCUUAUGCUGUCCCACGAGGGUUUUGUUCCGCCGUAAGAAUAACACGGGAUUUUAUCGUCACUUUACACUUUAUUUUUUCUUUCCGGAAAUUUUCAUGGGAAAUAGUUAGAUCAAACGGGGAUUUGUCAAGUACAAUUAGCUCUUUUCGAAGAUAUUUUUUCUUUCUGAAAUUUGCUGGAAAUAAUUGAGCGAUCAAGCAAUCAGAAAGGAAAAAAUAUCCUCUAAAAGAGUUGACUAUACCCGCGAUAUUAUAAAUCCCCGUUUGAUUCAGACUUUUCUCGCCAAAAUUGCCCUAGUGAAAAGAACAAAGUGUCGAGUGGUCAUAAAAUUCCAUGUUAUUCUUAUGGCGAGAAAAUCCUACUGGGACGAUACAAAGAAUUGAAAUAAAUUGCUUUUGAAUCAUUUAGAAUCGAUUUGGGGGAUGGCAUGGAAAAAGUUCGCCAACACCCUAAAUAAGGACCACCCCAAUGCGACAUACUUCUGCAGGGUUUAGAUAUUAAUUCUCCACUCCUAUGAUUUACAUUCAAACAAGUGAUUUCAGAUCUUCAUGCUACGGUUUUGAAAAUCAGAUCGAAAAAUCUGCUAAAGAUCUGUUACAGGCACUGCAUUGGAGAAAAUCAGCAGUAAAAAAAUUACCCACCGCACAGUAUUUAUGGUAUUAUAUAAGUUGCAAGCGUGACACUCACCCAGCUGGCUAUAGUCACAAAAGUAAAAUGACCGGUGCCAAAAAUUAGAAUCUCUUAGGUACAGGUCCCAUAUAACUGCAGAAAUUGCCGAUGUAGCAAUGAUACAAAUCAACUCGAUCGUAAGUUAUUUUGCAUGUAAGGAAGUAACAACUCUCUACUGCAAUUUCCAAUUUAUAACUAUAAAAUAUUUUUAAGUAAUGUAUUAUAGUACUGACAAAGAAUAUUAUACGUUUCUUCCCAAAGUGUAUGAAAAUCCCGACUAUAUUAUAAAGUAAAUCUCGUGUAGAACGGUAUCAUAAUAAAGUUCGGUUAGAUAUGA